AUGCGGCGCCCGGCGCCCGGCACCUGCACGUGUCGCCGCAUUCAUUACCUUCAUUCAGUUUCGUUAUUCAAAUCGAGUGUGCGUCGAAAGUGGAAACUGUUUUAUGAAAUGUUCUUGUUCGUGUAUUGUGGCCGAGGACUUGCCGGCUGUCCAGAGUUUCCCAACGAUAUCUGCAUUAGGUACAUACGUAGAUGUGUUAACUUGUUAAGGUUGACGCGUCGUCAGACUUUCGGCGAAAAUAAGAUGAGUCUGUAUUUAAAGACCUUGUUCGAUUUCACGAAAUGUCAUAAAACACAGCCUAGACUAAGAAGGACUUUUUGGAAGUAA
Molecule: messenger RNA, 327 nt
Organism: Spodoptera littoralis (African cotton leafworm)
Lineage: Eukaryota; Metazoa; Arthropoda; Insecta; Lepidoptera; Noctuidae
Source: the annotation of a GenBank genome assembly